Brassica oleracea var. oleracea is the source of this 2821-nucleotide messenger RNA. RefSeq lists its product as uncharacterized. The coding region runs from base 155 to 2677 and encodes 840 amino acids. NCBI's taxonomy places the organism in Eukaryota, Viridiplantae, Streptophyta, Magnoliopsida, Brassicales, Brassicaceae. The transcript is spliced from 4 exons. The record is from RefSeq and is a predicted model, not a curated record.
UCCUCUGUUAUUUAUAACACGACAACAUUUAAAAAAAAAAAAAAACUAGCUCUGUUCCGACAACUUUUUGAGGACAUGGUAGCUUCGUGUCCGAAAACAAUCGGUCUGAAAAGAGAAUGAGACUUGUAACAGAGUUCUUAAGAAAGUUGUUACCAUGGGUUGCGGAGGAUCCAAGAUUGAUGAGCAACAGCUUGUGAUUCUCUGCAGAGAACGCAAAGAGCUGAUCAAAACGGCGUCGCAUCACCGCACCGCUCUCGCCGUAGCUCACCUCGUUUACCUCCAGUCUCUCCGCGACGUCGGUGAAGCUAUCCAGCGUUUCGUUGACGAGGAGAGCGUCGUCAGCUCCUCGGCUUCUUCCUCGGCCGUUCUCACGCUUCCCUCCGACGAAGGGAAGCCGAAGAAGCGCAAAGGCUCGAUCUCUUCCACGUCGAUUUCUCAUUCGGUUAUCGAAGAAGAAGAUGGAGACGGUUCGCAUUUGAAUCUCUCUUCCGGAUCUGAAUCCGGUUUAGAAGAUGAUGAUCAUAUCCAAAUCGAUACCACUCCUGAACCGGACCUAAACCGGUCAAAACAAACAAUUAUUCCCCCCGGUUAUCCAACCGGCUAUCCUCCACCCGGUUAUCCAACAGGCUAUGCUCCACCGGGUUAUCCGUACCCGUAUCCGGUUGGAGGAUGGGGAUUCAAUCCAAACCCGAAUCGAGGAAUGUAUUUCAUGAAGAAAUCUUCAACACCAUCUCAACCGUUCGUUUUCAAACCGGAGAAUCACCGAGUAGAGCCGUCCGAUCCCGGUUAUUUCAUUAAUCCUGGGCCAACCGGUUCCGGUUAUCUCCAUAAUCCUAAUUUCUCCGGUUAUCCUCCUCCUUCUCCCGCAAAGCCACCACCGGCUCUCCCCUCGCCGCCUAGAGCCUCCACGUGGGACUUCCUGAACGUUUUCGACACGUACGAUUACGGAAACGCACGUUCCCGUGCAGCUCCGAGCUACUUGGCGUCGAUCUCGAGCAGCCCUGACUCUAAGGAGGUCAGAGAGAGAGAAGGGAUCCCUGAGCUAGAAGAAGUCUCAGACCACGAAGUGAUCAAGCAAGUGUACAGACAACGUCCCAAGAGAACACCUUUGAAGAAGGUGAAAGAAACUGUGCCUUUGCCGGAAGAAGUAGCCACUGAUUCAGAGACCGUCUCCACGUUUUCAGGUAGCGACGUGGAGUCUGACUUUCACUACGUUAAGAGCAGUAACAGUUCGAGUGGACAGGAGACGAUUAUGGAGACGGAGAGCUAUGGGAACAAGAAAGGAGUGAGCUUGGAGUUGGAGGAGGAAGCGAGUACUUCUUCUUCUUCUUUUGAUGUUGAGUCUUCUUCUAAGAUAAGUAGCUUUUCGAGUUUGUCGAUUCGUGGAACUAGGGAGAUUAAGGAAGUUGUGGAGGAGAUUAAGAGUGAGUUUGAGAUUGCUUCUUCGUGUGGGAAGGAGGUUGCUAUGCUGCUUGAGGUCAGCAAGUUGCCUUAUCAGCAUAAAGACAAGGGUGGUUUUAAAGUUAUCUUAUCUAGGAUCAUGUAUCUUGUAGCACCGUCCAAACGCUCUAAGCCAGAACUAUCAAUACGACUAACAUCUAGGACAGUGCAAAUGGCAAAAGCAUAUAAUGAGCAAGAUGUUAAUGUAGGCUUCACUGGAAACCUCUCAUCAACCUUGGAGAAGCUCUAUGCGUGGGAGAAGAAACUCUACAAAGAAGUCAAGGGAGAAGAAAAGCUGCGUUCCAUCUAUGAAGAGAAGUGCAAGUCACUGAAGAAAAUGGACUCUCAUGGAGCAGAAGCUACCAAGAUCGAGGCCACUCGAGCAUACAUCAGGAAGCUUCUGAUGAAAAUAGAUAUCUCUAUAAGAUCAGUUGAUUCCAUUUCAAGAAGGAUCCAUAAACUUAGAGAUGAAGAGUUGCAGCCACAGCUCACACAGCUUAUUCAUGGGUUGAUAAGAAUGUGGAGAUCAAUGCUGAAGUGCCACCAGAAACAGUUCCAAGCCAUCAUGGAAACCAAGGUUCAGUCCGUAAAGGCCAACACCGUCUCUAGCUCGGAAGCAUUUCUUGAUCUCGAGACGGAGCUAAGAGACUGGUGCAGCAGCUUCAACGAAUGGGUUAACACACAGAAAAAAUACGUUCACUCUCUAAACCGAUGGCUCUCGAAGUGUCUCCACUACGAGCCAGAGGUGACAGAGGACGGUUACGCUCCUUUCUCACCUAGCCAGAUCGGUGCACCGCCAAUCUUUACCAUUUGCAAAGACUGGCAAGAAGCGAUGGGGAGAGUAUCCGGAGAGAAGGUGAGCAACGCAAUGCAAGGGUUUGCUUCGAGCUUGCACGAGCUGUGGGAGAAGCAGGAGGAAGAAGAGCAGAGGGUCAGAGCAUUAGAGAUGGAGGUUCGGGACCAUGCGGAGUCUGAUAAGAGGAGUGUUGUUUCGAAAGGUCGGUCGGAGAGUGGAGUGUCGGUUUUGGAUGAUCUGAGAGUGGAUUUGGAUUCGAUGAGGAAGAAGCUGGCGGAGGAGAGAGGUAAACGUAAAGAAAACACUGUGAAGGUGGCGUCUUCGAGUAGUAGUACGUUGAAAGGUGGAUUGGCUCCUGUUUUUGAUGCGUUGAGAAAAUUCAACGUAGAGGUUGUGAAAGCUCAUGGAAUUGUUAGGCUUCAACAUCCUCAGACUUCUUGAGUAGAGACCUUUUGCAACGUUUUGAAGUUUUGUUACUUGAAAAUUAGAUAUAGGUUCCUCAUUCAAGAGAAAAAAAAACAGAUUUGAGAAGUAUUGGACCCCGUAUAUUUUAGUUUAUUGUCUACGUGUUACUUCGUUCAUUAC